Anoplopoma fimbria (sablefish) is the source of this 4693-nucleotide messenger RNA. RefSeq names its product neurocan core protein-like. Gene Ontology annotation, biological process: cell adhesion. The record is from RefSeq and is a predicted model, not a curated record. NCBI's taxonomy places the organism in Eukaryota, Metazoa, Chordata, Actinopteri, Perciformes, Anoplopomatidae. The transcript has 19 exons. Bases 4 to 3654 code for a protein of 1216 amino acids. Gene Ontology annotation, molecular function: calcium ion binding; hyaluronic acid binding.
AGGAUGGCGCUCAGUCUGUGUGCAGCUGGGCAGCAGAUCCUCUUUGCCCUAAUGCUGCUGCUCUAUUUAGGCUCCGGUGCAGCCUCCUCCAUUGUGAACAUGCGUAGGAUCAGGCAUCCUACAAUACAACAGACGCUGGCAGGCAAAGCCAUCCUCCCCUGUGUCUUCACCCUUCAGACCAGCUCCGUUAGCCAGCCUCCCCACCUCCUGUGGACUCGCAUCAGGGUACCAGCAAAAGGGGAGGGUUCUCCUCUGGAGCAGAUUGUGCUUUCUGCUAAAGGUGAUGUAAUCAAGGUGAAUAAGGCUUUCAGUGGCCGCGUCAUGCUGCCAGGAUACGCUGCCAAUCCUCUGAAUGCUACCAUGGAGAUCGCCAGUCUCCGUACCAACGACUCAGGCACUUACCACUGUCAGGUUGUCAUGGGUAACGACUAUGAGCGAGACACUGUGCCCCUGGUGGUCUCCGGUGUGGUGUUCCACUACCAGGCUCCCAGCACCAGAUACACCCUCUCAUUUGCUGAUGCCCAGCGGGCCUGUCAGGAAAACUCGGCUGAGAUGGCCACACCGGCCCAGCUGUGGGCAGCGCACUAUGACGGCUUUGCCAGCUGUGCAGUCGGGUGGUUGGAUGAUCAGACUGUCCGCUAUUUGCCAGAGUUUGGUUGCUAUGGACACAAGUACUCAGCUGGAGUGAGGAAUUAUGGGAAGAGGGACCCUAAAGAGCUGUUUGAUGUGUACUGUUUUGCAAAAGAACUGGAUGGUGAAGUCUUCCACUCUGCGGUCCCAGGCAGGCUGUCCCUGUCGUCGGCCUCUGACCGCUGUGUGUCCCUCGGGGGGCAGCUGGCCACUGUCGGACAGCUUUAUCUGGCCUGGAAGGCCGGCCUGGACAGCUGCGCCCCGGGCUGGUUGUCUGAUGGCAGCGUGCGCUACCCGGUGACCUGGCCUCGGCCGGACUGUGGAGGGGGCCAGUUAGGAGUCCGCACCGUCGCACCCAACAGCACUGCGGACAACACCACUGUGCUAUAUGAUGCAUACUGCUACAGAGGUAAAGUGAAGAAUUCCGGCUCCAUCUCUCAGAUCUACACCUCCAUGUGGAAGCCCUGGAGCUACCUCGCUGGCUUAAGUGAUGCUGACUCCACAGGGACAGGCAGUCCAGACGUGACUACACAGCAAACCACCACUGCCAGAGAUGCCAGUGAUGUUUCACCUUCAAACUGGACAGGAUUGGUCGACCUAGAAGAAGAGGCCUCCGUUCCCAGCACCGAUGCAUCCUCAGACCCCUGGUCCUCAGAGUCUUCAGGCUCAUUUGUGACCCUCCAGCUAAUCCCAGGACAGAACCUCUUAGACUGGGGUGAGCCACUGGAGCCUGGCCUCGAGUCUGAGGAGUUUCUCCGACCGCUGGUCAUCCCUACUCCUGCUGACAAGAAGGUGAUCUCAAAGAUCUUCAAGUCCAUCUUCAAGCCUUGGAACUACCUGGCGGGGACUGGAGAUGAGGAAGGAACCCAAGAACCAAGUAGACAAGCAGGGGAAGACGAGAUGGCCGUGAAAAAGAAUUCAUCCAGUGCGUCGCCAAGUUUGUUUUCUUGGGGACGUACAUGGAUCAGAAGCCCCUCAAGGGAAAACUCUACAACAGCCAGUGAAGAAUCUCCCACUCGUCUGGCAUCUACUUUGGCCGCCUCCAGUAACUCUAUGACUAAAGAGAGCACCAAGAGCUGGGAGACUUCAGAUACGACCACGUCCACCACCUCCAGCUCUGCACCAGGAAUCUCAUCAUCCAAAGGGGUAACCUGGGUCCGUGUUGAAUCGGCGACCACAACCCAGCCGGCUGACAAGAGGGAGGAGACGGUGACCUCCAGAGGCAGCGGUAGAGGAGGCAGAGGGAGGGGGAAGAAGAACAGAGGGGAGGACAGGAGCAGGGGAGAAGAGAAGGGAAGAGGGGAGGAUAAGGGGAAAGGAGAAGACGAGGGCAGUGGAGAAAUCAGUGGCGCGGAAGCAAAAGGGGAGAUACAAGUUUCACGUCGACCAGUUGGAACAAGUAAACCAAGAGAAAGAUCCAGAGAACGAUCUAGAGACAGGGGUCACAGGAAGGGACAGUCCACCACUACCACUUCUACCACGACUACUGCUAAUACUCUGGAGCUCACAGUGAUGACCACAACUGGGUCGGAAAGCGCUGACUCAUCUAGAUCUGAAUCCCCGUCCACUUCACCAGCAAAAAUCCCAUCCCCAUCAAGCUCACCAGAUUCAUACCAAUCCCUCUCCUCAUCUCCAUCACCUUUGCCCUCUGUUACUGCAUCCCCAUCUCCCUCCUCCUCCCAACCACCCCCAUCUCAAACCCUGUUUGAAUCCCAAUCCCCAUCCCCCCCCCCUCCCCUCCCCCUCCCCUCCCCAUCCCCAUCCCCAUCCCCAUCUCCGUCUCAUCCAUCUUCCUCCUCCCCAUCUCCAUCCACUUCCUCACCUUCACCUUCAUCCAAUUCCCAAAUCCCCCAUUCUUCAUCUACUCAGUCAGAUAUCCAGGACAGCUCAACUACGACACUUACAUCGUCCCACUGGAUCCCAGUGGAGAAAGCAGUUCUGAACAGCUCACUGGAUCAUCCUCCAUUACUGUCGGGACCCCAAGAUGUGGAGGAGCCUGCUUGGUCUCACACUGUGGGGUCAGGGGCCCUGUUACCUGGCAACAUGGAGGAGGAAAGCAGAGGAGGGGGAGUGAACAUCAGUACUAUAACUCUCAGCCCAACAGACGAGGUGGAGCCCUGCGUGACAAACCCAUGUCUGCAUGGAGGAAAGUGCCUUCCGCAGGGAACGGGCUACAGCUGCUACUGCCCACAAGGAUACACUGGGGAGAACUGUGAGAUUGAUGUUGAUGAUUGCCAGUCCGAGCCAUGUGAAAAUGGAGGCACUUGCAUCGACAAGAUUGAUUCAUUCCUCUGCCUUUGCCUGCCCAGCUAUGGAGGAGAUACGUGUGAGAAAGAUGUAGAAGGUUGCGAGCACGGAUGGAGGAAGUUCCACGGCCACUGCUACAGGUACUUCACGCACAGACACACCUGGGAGGAUGCAGAGAAAGACUGCAGAGAGCACAGCGCCCAUCUCAGUAGUAUCAUCUCAGCUACUGAGCAGGAGUUUAUCAAUGGUCUGGGUCACGACAAUGCUUGGAUCGGUCUGAAUGACCGAACGGUGGAGGAAGACUUUCAGUGGACCGACAGCAACGAUCUGGUAUAUGAGAACUGGAGGGAGAGCCAGCCGGAUAACUUCUUUGCGGGUGGGGAGGACUGUGUGGUGACCAUUACCCAUGAGGACGGCAAGUGGAACGACGUGCCCUGCAACUACAACCUGCCCUACAUCUGCAAGAAAGGCACAGUGUUGUGUGGGACACCGCCCGCAGUGGAGAACACCCAUUUGAUAGGUCGGCGAAGGUCACAUUAUGACAUCCAUGCAGUGGUCCGCUACCAGUGCUCUGAGGGCUUCUUCCAGCGUCACAUCCCCACUGCUCGCUGCCGGGCCGACGGGAGCUGGGAGCGACCCAGGAUCAUCUGCACAAAGUCCCGGCGGUCACACCGCUACCGACGCCACCACCACAAUCAGCACAGCGAACGGCGCGGCCACCGGAGACACGGAGGAGAGGGACACAAGGCCAGAGAGGACACACACAGCUACUACUGAACCAAAUAAUACGACAUUCUUCAAUGGCUAGGUGCUAACCACGGCCCAUAAAGAAAGACAGUAGUUCACAUCACAUCGCCAUUCCUUUUCCUGCUUCUAACCAUUUUCCCUUUUAUUCCUCCUGAUGAAUAAGGUUUCUUACACUAACAUACAGUUUAUCUUCAUAACCCCUAUCCCUGAUUUGGGUGUUUUGAAGUUUUUUGUUUUCACCCUGCUUCCUUUAACUGAGGUCCAUGCGAACACUAACUAUAACACUAACUCUUAUUAACGCUUCCCUCCCAAGCAUCUCAAUACAGUAAAUCCUCCUCCUGUCUAUGAACUAAAACCAUCUCUGUGUGUGAGCGUGUGUGAGCGUAUGCAUGUAAGAGACAAACUUUUUUUUUUGCAAAGAUUUGCUUGUUCUUCAUGAAAAAUGACUCAUGCUAGUAUUCUGUUAACAAAGCACAGAUGUUAUUGAUGAAGGUUAGCAUUCAGUUCCUGGUGACCCUGAGCUUUUUGUAUGUGUACUGUAGCUAUUACUUUUUUCCAUGAGCACCAGAAUAGUUGGUUUGUUUUUUCUGACAUGCUUUUUCUAAUAUGUGCUAUAUUUGUGUUAUGUUACUAUUUAUUAUGAAUUGUUUGCUAGUGAAUAUGCUUUCUUUUUUUACUAAUACUUCAGAGAGCCAAUGUAACAUCUUUUUUCUAAACCAGUAUAUAAAUCAAACAAUCAACAAUAAAUUAAAUUAAUCAUUUGAUUGGGUCUAAUCUCUGUAUUGUAAAUAUUGUGGUGUUUGUUUUUGGCUGGUCCCCGAUCAAUAGUUGGACCAUGUCUUGACCUCUCAGCUAGUGAAAAUGUCCCAUAGACAUAGAUAGUGAGGAUGGGAUUACAAAAUACUUUCUCGAGAUAACCACUUGAUUGUAUCUGAAUUGCUAAAAACUUUCAAUCUUUGCACGGCUAUAUUUACCUGAUGGGUAAUACGUCUUCUUUUUUUUGGUCCUUUUGUCCCUUUGAUAUUUGAUCAGUUAUCCACUUUUUGGUGUUCUUAUGACUUUUUGUCCU